CGACCUAUCAGCCGGUUUUUUCGCAUUGUCGAAUUAAAUACAAUUUAGUGUAAGAACAUUAAAACCGCCUUAAAAGUAUAAUACUGACAGGGGGAGCCCCUAAUAAUAAAGAAUAGCAUUAAUACGUAAAUUGUUAACACCAUACAUAUAGUGGUUAUUUAAUAUAUUAAUAAAUAAAAAGAUAAGAUGCAAAGUGUUCUUAAUUACGCGUUAUCUGGUGCUCAAUUGUCAUUAGAUGCAGCAACAGGAGCAGUGAAAUUCGUGACACGGACAAAUUCUAAACCUAAAGUGGAAGCGACAAUGUCACCUUUGUGGAAAUUAGCUUCAGCUGCUGGACCGUUUACGAAAAUUGCAGCUUUAAGUGGAGCAUCUGCGGUUGUUAUUAAUGCGUAUGGUGCACACACACCACAUUUAAAGGACGAGAAACUAAUAAAAAUAUUCGACACUGCAAGUCGAUAUCAUUUGGUACACUCGCUAGUGAUACUAGCAUUACCUCUUUGCAGAUCACCUUACCUGACAUGCACAUUUAUGCUGUCGGGCAUGAUCUUAUUUAGUGGUAGCUGCUAUUAUUAUGCGCUUACGGGUGAUAAACGUUACAAUAAAGUGACACCAUUUGGUGGAGUAUGCUACAUAUUAGGAUGGCUAAGUAUGUUAAUUUAAGAUUCCUAAAAAACAUGGGACUGUGAUAAUUGCAAACAAGAAAAACAUAAAAUAAUAGAAAUAAUCAGGAAUUGAAUUUUGAAGUGUUGCAUUAUACAUAGAAAAUAAUUUUGUUUUUUAAAUAAAUCAUCUUAUGUAAUUUGAAAUUGUUUUUAAUAAUAUAAUAUUUACCUUAUACAAAAUAUUGUCGAUUAGGAAAGAUAUUUUUUCAGCAACAUGUUUAUAUUUUCAUUUAUUGAAAGCUACCGAAGAAACAGAAUCUACGUUGAAUAAAAGUAAAUCUUCAUUUAUACUAAUGAGUUGAUAUAAAUAUAAGUUUUACUUAUAAUAUUGAUACAGGUUUAGUCCGUCCAACCAAACCAUCAAACAUUAUGCAAUGCAUUUCCGAAUUCUUGCAUAUUGUAUGUUCAAUCAAUAAGUUUUGUUUCUCUACAUUUUGUGUAUACAUUACCAGUUAUAAUUCACUAUUGUAUUAAAAAUGUAAUGAAAAAAUAUAAGUGUAACAUGUUUUUAUAGUUCAUAAUAAAAUAUGUAAAAUUACGAAAUAUAACAGUAUCAUUGUAGUGACUAAAUAAAUUCAUAGUAUAAUGCUAAAAAGAAAAAAGAAAUGUCACAAGGUUGAAAUGAAGCUUUAAAGCAACACUGUAGGCUUAUUUUAAAAGUCAGCUUAGAAUGGUGAUUAUUUAAUACCAAUUAACGUAAUCGCCAAUUCACCAUUUAACUCUCACAUACAUCAAAUUAAAAAUCAGAAAGUGAUGUAUACAUAUAUUGAUCAGUUUAAGCAAUGGUACACAAUAUAAUUGUAAAACAAGUAAUCGCAUAUUAUCUUUUUUUCUACUUUUGAUCAGUUCAUAUUCUCACAAUUUUCGUACAGAAUCACAAUUUCUACAGAGAUAUAAGAAAGUAAUGUACCUUGUAUAAUCCAUCUGAUACACCAGCUUCGCUGACUUUAUAUCCAUUCUAUUUCAAUAUUAUACAUUUUUCGUACAUUUUUUUUUUCAUAAAUAGAUGUUUUGCCUGUAAAUGAGUAGAUAUAAGACAGUAAUUUUCUUCGAUCAUUACGGUGACACUGUCUGGCGAUGCUGGCUGCACUCAUACACGGCUAAAAGUAUUAAUUGGACUAUCUUACCUAGAAUAAAAAUAUCAAAUAAGUUUAGUUGGUGAUACAUCGAAUAAACUUAAAAUAUAGGAGUGUUGCACGUGAAAUUCGCGCAGUGCUCAUAAACACUGGAAAUUAAGCAGCGAACACAAGAGAUCGAUCAUGAAAAUAAAAUGAUGGUUAAUAAACACGUGUUUAUAUUUGAA
This is a messenger RNA of Megachile rotundata (alfalfa leafcutting bee), 1965 nucleotides long. RefSeq names its product transmembrane protein 256 homolog. NCBI's taxonomy places the organism in Eukaryota, Metazoa, Arthropoda, Insecta, Hymenoptera, Megachilidae. The record is from RefSeq and is a predicted model, not a curated record. Gene Ontology annotation, cellular component: membrane.